Molecule: messenger RNA, 907 nt
Organism: Eremomyces bilateralis CBS 781.70
Lineage: Eukaryota; Fungi; Ascomycota; Dothideomycetes; Eremomycetales; Eremomycetaceae
Product: Rrp15p-domain-containing protein
Exons: 1
Coding region: 56-871 (271 amino acids)
Biological process (GO): maturation of LSU-rRNA; maturation of 5.8S rRNA
Cellular component (GO): preribosome, large subunit precursor
Source: RefSeq, a predicted model, not a curated record
CCCAUCUUGAGUUUUCAGGGAAACAUAUCAAUUCACCAAAACAAUUGAGCACAAAAUGGCCCCAAGCACUCUGAAACGCAAACAACCAGACACGGGCUCUCAAAAACCCGUAAAAGGGAUCCUAAAGAAACCGAAACGACAAAGAUUCGCAUAUUAUAGCUCCAGCGAAGACGAAGACGAUGAGACCCGAACAGGCCCGAAAUCAAGAGCUUCAAAGACCAAGGAGGCAGCCGAAGAUUCCGACGAUGAAAUUCAAGAUAUAGCCGAAGAGGAGGAAGAGGAGGGCGAUGAUGACUUCGGAAGCGAAGCCGGCAGUGACUUCGACUCGGACGCAUCCGACGCCUCCACCACGAGCGCCCGCAAGAAGCGCAAACGCAACGACCCCGGCGCCUUCGCGACUUCCAUGUCCAAGAUCCUCAGCUCCAAACUCACCACCACCAAACGCACCGACCCCGUCCUCUCCCGCAGCAAGGACGCGACUACCGCGUCCCACGCCGUCCUCGACGCUAAGCUGGAAGUAAAAGCGCGCGAGAAGAUGCGCGCCGAGAAGAAGGCCGCGCGGGAGCGGGGAAGGGUGAAGGAUGUGAUGGGGCUGGAUUCGACGGAUGUGUCGACGCAUGACAUCUUGCAGAGGGAGAAGGCGCUCAAGAGGAUCGCACAGAGGGGUGUGAUUAAGUUGUUCAACGCGGUAAGGGCGGCGCAGCUUAAGGGGGAGGAGGCGUCGAGGCAGGCGAAGGAGGAGGGGGUGAUUGGGAUUGGCAACAGGGAGGAGAAGGUGACGGAGAUGAGCAAGCAGGGCUUUUUGGAUCUGAUUGCGGGUGGUGGGAAGAAGGUGGAGAGAGUGGCGGAGGAGAACGACGACGAGUCAUGAUUCCCGACUACCACGAGCCGAAUUGCAUUUAUCAGC